AUGAUUAAUAAAGCUGAUCAUUAUCAGCAGCUUGGAAUCUCAAAAAAUUCCACUGCAAGCGAGAUCAAAUCAGCGUACAAGAAAUUGGCCUUGAAAUAUCAUCCGGAUAAGAAUAAAGAGGUUGGCGCACAAGAAAAAUUCAAAUUGAUAGUUGAUUCAUACAACGUGCUAUCUGAUCCUACAAAGAAAUCCGAGUACGAUAGAAAGAAUGACAAUUCUCAGCAAUGGAGCAGAAACAAUUAUAACGCAGGAAACCCAUAUAAUGUCAACACCACUGCGCCUUCGUUCAAAACAUGGACGCGCCCUAAACCUUCAUCAUUCUAUAGCAAUUUUGCAACCAGUGCUAAUUUAUUCGAGUCGAUGAAAAGUGGGAAUUCAUUCAGUAACUUCAAAGAUGCUUUCAAUUUCCAUUCUACUCAAAAUAAUGAUAUGGGUGAGGAAUGGUUUCGGUCAAGUGCCAAUUCAUAUCGUACCUGGAAAUCGAAACCAACAUCAUUCGGCAAUCCGAACGUUAACUCAUAUAAUACACAGCAAGAGCAUAAAGCUUCGAAAUACCAACAGAGUAAUCAGGCUGAUAAUUGUACUUCCCAACAACCUUUUCACCAACAAAAUGAAAAACAAAAGGAGAAAAAAAAGGCGAAAAAAAAAGAUAGAACAAAGCAAUACAAAAUGCAAGGUAAUAUCUAUCCAGAUAUACAUAACAAUCCACCCCCGAGUGAUAAAGAGGACCCAUCAAAAAACGAAGUGCCAAACGAAACAAUAAAAACCUCGAAGUCUGAUGUUGACAGUAAUAUAAAGAGUACCGGCAGUGGAUGUCGGAGUGGAUCAAAGACCAGUUACUCCUAUGUAUCCACGGAGAAAACAUAUAUGCCUAGGAGCAGCAUUAAAGUUAAACCAGCUCCACAGAAACUGGAUGACGUUGAUUUUAAAUCUGAGCCUAUGGGAUCUACUUCUAAGAGUGGUAAGGCCCAUUAUUACGGAGGCUGGGCUGACAGCAAAAAUGAAAACCAAAAUGAUGGUAAUGCCAGCACUGAGAAGAAGGUCAAAACAGAGAUGAAAUCGUCGCCAAAAAGAAAAUCUAGCACAAGUAACACUCCAAAGAAACAAAAUCUUGCUGAGACCAGAAUGUCUCCCAAGAGCAAUAGAACCGCUGCGAGAGAUACCGAAGAUUUUCUGGACAAAUUCGAAAAGUCUAGAAGAGAGAGUAAUUGCAGCGAAGGAACUGAAAGCAAUCCUAUAGUGAUUGACGAAGAUCGGCCUGCUUCCUCUGCAACUGCUUCAACUUCUUCCACUUCCCCUAAUCCUGUUUCAAAUGGUAUGCUGAAAAAGGAUGGAGGAUGUUUUAAUUAUAAGCCAGAAGCUGCCAAAAGCCAAAAAACUGAUAAAGAAUUGAAGGAUGAUCUUCUAGAAAGCCUAUUACGUGAGGGUGAGAACAGUAUGGGAGCGGCAUAUGCCAAAAGACCAAAGGUGGGUCCUGCAACACCGAUGAAAUCGGGAAGGUUUCCUGAUAUUUCUCAGUCGACUUUCAAGUCUGAGCACCCAUUUCCAAAUUAUUCUGGAAGAGGUAUAAGAACGCAGUUGGAGGAUUCCGACUCUAGUAAUGAUGACGAUGAUGAUGUUAUGUUUAUUGAAAAAACAAAAUAUGAUAGCAAUAAUUAUUACAAAAAUAGCGCUAAUGACAGUGACUCUAAUCAUGAUGAUCGUAAUAAUUAUCAUCCUCAUGGUGCUGAUAACAAUAUCGAUGGUGAUAAUGUUGAUGACAAUAAUGAAGAUAAUGGAAAACUAAAUCAUGAGACAUUUGGAUUUAACGGCACAAAUUCCUCGACAUCGGAACUUGGUACAAAAUUUACUUGUUUUGAUCAAUCGCGUUUUGGUUUUGAUAAUGAUAGUUCAAAGCUUCAUUUCCCCAAAGAAACAAUUGGCUCUUCGGACUCAAAUUUCAACAUAAAGCGUGUAAACGCUACGGUCAGAAAUGAAAACACUGGAGACAAAAAUGAUUGGCGUGCGAGAACCCAAAAGAUUUUCACUGUAGAGGAUGAUGAUGAUGGUGAUGAUUAUGAUCAAGACUUGGAAUCCGAUGUUGAGGUAAGACCCAACAUUUUCCCUAGUACAAAUAGUGAACCAUCGGGAUCCAAAAAAAGAAAGAAGGCUUACAUUGAUACCACUACUGAGAAUGACAAAGGUAGCGCUGAAAAUUUGUUUCUGAUGCCCGAUAUAGCUAAUAUCCCACCAUUCACUCAGAAUAAACCGAAGAAUUUUGAUUUUGAGAUUCUUAGAUCAAGUCUUGAUCAUCAUUAUAAGCUGCAAAUAAAUGAAGAUAAACUGCUGGCUACAAGACAGACGAAUCAAAAGCCUGAUUUUGAAUCUUCUACUGGAAAAUAUGAAAGUCUCCAUACUCCGGUGAACAAAACAUUACCCUUUGUUCAUUCCACGUUCCGCAAGUUGACUUCUCAAGAUUUUGCUGUAGAUCGCCAAAUUUUAUUGAAUGCUCCGCCGGUAGGACCUCAAAAAAUGGCUAAUGCUUCAAAAUUAAGCUGGGCAAAAUAUUAUACGGAAAUGAAAACCUACAAUCAAAGGUGGUUGAACUAUCGCCAAAAAGUGGACUCUUACCAUAGACAUCGUCUUGAGGCCUUGUUUAAAUAUUUUGAUGAUGCUUUGGACUCGUCAGUUAAUCUAGAAGUUUACAUGGCGGGCAUUGAACUAGAUCAACAGGUACUGGAGGAAUUUACGAGAGCCCAGAAUGCUUACAUGAGCGCUAUGCAAAACUACUAUGGAGUUUUCUUUCACCUAAAAACUCAUGGUUUUAGUUAA
This is a messenger RNA of Saccharomycopsis crataegensis, 2811 nucleotides long. RefSeq lists its product as uncharacterized. The transcript has a single exon. Gene Ontology annotation, cellular component: cytoplasm; chloroplast thylakoid membrane. The coding region runs from base 1 to 2811 and encodes 936 amino acids. The record is from RefSeq and is a predicted model, not a curated record. Lineage: Eukaryota; Fungi; Ascomycota; Saccharomycetes; Ascoideales; Saccharomycopsidaceae. Gene Ontology annotation, biological process: protein refolding.